UGCAGAAGUUCUGGAUGGACGCAGUCUGUGGAGACACAACAAACUACAAAGCUGUCAUAUCCUAUGAAUGUAUAUCCGACGCCCCCAUUGAUGUCUGCAACAAUGUGACACAACUCUCCAAGCAGAACGUCAACAGACUCUAUCUUGCCUCACCCAAUUAUCCAAGUGGUACAAACUUAUCUCCUGGUACAUGCUCGUGUGACGUCACAGGGGGUAACAUGAGCGUGACUAUCCUUGAAUACUUCUUCCUUCCGGCGAAUGGCGUGAAAGCCAAUUUGACUCUGACUGGAGACACUUCCACUUGGGAGUCUUUUACAGCGGGAAUGAUUGCCUACAACAGUUUAGUCAUGAACAGCACAGACAGUCUGAAGAUAGUCUUUGACGCAAUACCAACUUCACAAAAGAAAAAAGAAGUCAUGUGGUUAAAAGUAGAAGGUUCACCUGUAAUACACAUAGCAUGCAAUGGAAGUCCACCCCCGCCCUCCAUCAUUCCAGCUACUACGGACAGGACAACCCACGAUACAGGUUCUCUCUCCUCCCUCACCACUUCUAACACCACUGUAGCUGUAGCUAGUACCUCGCCGGGCAGAACACAGGGACAACCAGGUGACAGUGACUUUGUUUUGAUGGUUGUGUCCAGUGUUUGUGGCAUGGUCAUCGUGCUUCUACUGGUCAUUGUAGUCGCACUCUUCCUCUACUUCAAAGUUCUGAAACCUUUGAGGAAUUCUUCAUCAUCACCAGAUGAGACAAACGAGGAGCCCACCUGCACACAGUAUGACAACGUGAUGCAACCACGUGACCACAUGGAGUCCCCUGUACCCAGCGGUGAUGUGGCAGACACGCAAAGUACCCCGGGUAUCUACAGCGGGCUGAGUCCCUACACCAACCUGGAUCACGAGUACGGGAAACUGCAUGUGUAUAGUCUUGUAGGUUCUGAGACGACAACCAGAGCUGAGGACAGUGUGUAAUUGAGAGUGAAUACCAGCAAUAUUGCAUCUGUAUCAAGGCGAAGGUUAUGUUGCAAUAGAUAUCUUUCCAUAAUC
Molecule: messenger RNA, 1043 nt
Organism: Haliotis rubra (blacklip abalone)
Lineage: Eukaryota; Metazoa; Mollusca; Gastropoda; Lepetellida; Haliotidae
Exons: 6
Coding region: 15-968 (317 amino acids)
Source: RefSeq, a predicted model, not a curated record